GUGCAGGGACCCAGCACAUGGAAGGUAGAGGGCAGAAGUGCAUGUUUCCUCUCCUCCCCUUUACCUCCGUUCAUCUUCUCUUUCCGAUGACAGGCUGAACACAGUGGAAACAGCAGGAUGAGUGUGUACCUGUGUGUUUAUGCCGUACUCCAUCAGAGAGCCUCAUUCAACAUGCUAUAACAUCAGGCAAACUAGCUCUACAAGAGAGAAAGACACAGAAAGAGUUUGCAGAAUAAAAUGACCACCAGGCGGUGAGAAAUGAGUGUGUGUUGACUUUCUUCAUGAGGGCUGAGAGAUGACCAUGAACGGCCGCUGGUCCUUCAACACCCUGGCCGUCAUCUUUAUCCUGCUGUCCACUGCAGCUCUCUCUGCGCAUUUCAGGGUGUGUGAGCCUUACUCCGACCACAAGGGGCGCUAUCACUUUGGUUUCCACUGCCCUCGACUCUCAGACAACAAGACCUACAUAUUCUGCUGUCACCAUAACAACACGGCCUUCAAGUACUGCUGCAACGAAACUGAAUUUCAGAGCGUGAUGCAGCUCAACAUCACCACCAACUCAGACGGCUUUGCCCAUAAUAACUACACUGCUCUCAUCGGCGUGUGGAUUUACGGCUUUUUCGUCAUGGUCCUCCUGGCUUUGGACUUCCUGUACUAUUCGGCUAUGAACUACGAGUUGUGCCGGGUCUACCUGGAGAAAUGGGGGCUUGGAGGUCGGUGGCUCAAAAAGGCCAGGAUUCAAUGGCACAGCGCAGCUCAGGAGGGCGAACACAACAUGGGAUCAGGCCUGAGUCAGCAACAUGCGCAGCACAGUUUGAGAGGAGAAGCACAGAGCCCUACGCUCUUGACCUUCCAGACCUCAACAGCCUGUUUUGAUCCCAAGGAUUUACUUAGUAUGACAAAGGAGGAACUGCCAGGAAAUGGAGAUUUAAAUUCAGAGACUCUUUUCCUGGUCCCAUCUACAUUAAGGACAUGGACUGUGCUGGCUACCUCCUGCAGCUCUGCUGGAUGACAUUUUCUCCACAUGAGACUGACAGCUGCAAAUGAGUUUCUCUGCCCAAUCAGAGGAGGCUUGUUCAGCUGGAUCUACUUUUCGACAGCUGUUGAAGGACUUUAAUGAGACUGUUGUCUUGGAUGCCUAAUACCUUGCCUUGUCAUUUCAGAAGUUAGGACUUAGACACAGGGAAUAUGACUUUGAGGAAAAGACAGAGAAGAGGUCGUUGUGUCCAUAAAUCUUUACAGUAUACAGUUCUGUGAAUUUUUUUUGCCCCCUUCCAGUUUUUGUAUUUUUUGCAUAUGUCACACUUGAAUGAUUCAGAUCAUCAAACUAAUUUAAAUAUUACACAAAGAUAACUUGAGUAAAUACAAAAUGCAGUUUUGAAAUAAUUAUUUC
Molecule: messenger RNA, 1390 nt
Organism: Carassius carassius (crucian carp)
Lineage: Eukaryota; Metazoa; Chordata; Actinopteri; Cypriniformes; Cyprinidae
Product: protein shisa-like-1a
Exons: 5
Coding region: 296-1009 (237 amino acids)
Source: RefSeq, a predicted model, not a curated record